AUGAUAACAACGAAACAGCGAAGAGGUAGUAUUGACAACUCAAUGGUUCCUUCUGUAGAGGGCCCUUUAAAACAGACAAAAUUAGUUUUAAACAAUGCAAUUGCCGCAGCAAAAGAUUGCUUUACACCACAUCGAACUAAAUUAGGAGAAUCUCAAAUACUUAUUGAUAACGCAAUUGCAUUACAAUCAUCGGCCAAUAGAUUCAACGAAUCGAUAUGUAAUUUCAAUGCAAAACGAAAUAAUAAAUUUUUCGAGCAACUUGUUGAAACAAAUAAUGCAUUGGAGUCAACUCUUGGGUCAUUCACAGAUUAUGCUGCAGCAGUGAAUUCCACGAGGUCUUCAAGAAUUAAAUCAAUUUUACGUCUUUCAACAACUUUCAUACCGGCUGCAAUAUAUUGGCUUUUCCAAUCACUGAAACCAGAAGUAAAGCAAAUUAUUAUACCUAAAUCUGUUAUUGAUCCUUUAUUAGAAGAAUCAUUCAAAAUUUAUCAAUCUCUCCUCGACAGUUCUUGUUAG
Messenger RNA from Trichomonas vaginalis G3, 516 nucleotides. RefSeq lists its product as uncharacterized. NCBI's taxonomy places the organism in Eukaryota, Parabasalia, Trichomonadida, Trichomonadidae. The transcript has a single exon. The record is from RefSeq and is a predicted model, not a curated record. The coding region runs from base 1 to 516 and encodes 171 amino acids.